Messenger RNA from Eruca vesicaria subsp. sativa (arugula), 2703 nucleotides. The record is from the annotation of a GenBank genome assembly. Lineage: Eukaryota; Viridiplantae; Streptophyta; Magnoliopsida; Brassicales; Brassicaceae.
GUUUGAUUUUUGUCUCAUAGAUCGAGAAGAAAGCUACUCUGAUCGAUGAAGCUCACGGAGAGACGAUCAUGUCUCUCCCUUCUCCUCCUCCUGCUCUUGGCCUCAUCUUCUUUAAUCUCAGCCGCUGAUUACACUCGCACCGACAAGAUUUUCUUGAACUGCGGUGGCUCUUCCGACCAAACUGACACAGAUAACCGUACAUGGAUCCCUGAUGUCAAAUCCAAGUUCUUGUCUUCCUCCGGAGACUCCAAAACUUCUCCCGCCGCGACACAAGAUCCUUCAGUCCCGGAGGUUCCUUACAUGACCGCUAGAAUCUUCCGAUCUCCCUUCACUUACUCCUUCUCCGUUGCAGCAGGUCGUAAGUUCGUGCGUCUCUACUUCCACCCCAACUCAUACGACGGCCUCAACGCCACCAACUCCCUCUUCACUGUCACCUCCGGUCCCUACACUCUCCUCAAGAACUUCAGCGCUGCUCAAACCGCACAGGCACUGACUUACUCUUCCAUCGUUAAAGAGUUUGUUGUUAAUGUAGAAGCUGGGACAUUGAACAUGACUUUCACACCUGAAUCAACACCUAAGGCUUAUGCCUUUGUGAAUGGUAUUGAGGUGACUUCAAUGCCUGAUCUUUAUAGCAACACAGAUGGGACUUUGGCGAUUGUGGGCUCUUCUAGUGCAGUCACUAUAGAUAACAGCACCGCUCUUGAGAAUGUAUACAGGCUCAAUGUAGGAGGAAAUGAUAUCUCGCCUUCUGAAGAUACAGGUCUUUACAGGUCUUGGUAUGAUGACUCGCCAUACAUUUUUGGUGCGGGGGCUGGUGUCACAGAGACUCUUGAUCCCAACAUCACCGUUAAGUAUCCUACAGGCACGCCUACAUACACUGCUCCUGUUGAUGUUUAUUCCACAGCUAGGUCGAUGACCCCUACAGCUCAACUCAACCUCAACUCCAACCUUACUUGGAUUUUCAGCAUUGACUAUGGGUUUACUUAUCUUGUUAGACUUCAUUUCUGUGAGGUUCUUCCCAACAUCACUAAGAUCAACCAACGUGUGUUUUCAAUCUACCUCAACAACCAAACAGCUGAGCUUGAAGCUGAUGUUGCUGGCUGGACAGGUGGAAAUGGGAUUCCUAGACCUAAAGAUUACGUUGUGAAUCCUCCUUAUGGUAAGGGACAGCAGGAUCUGUGGCUUGCUCUUCAUCCAUACACGAGGGAAAAGCCUGAGUACUAUGAUGCUAUUCUUAAUGGAGUUGAGAUUUUCAAGAUGAAUGGUUCUGAUGGUAAUCUUGCUGGUCCUAAUCCUAUACCUGGUCCACAAGUGACUGCAGAUCCAUCCAGAGUCCGACGCCCGCGUGCUCAGUCCAAGAACCAUACAGCUAUUGUUGCAGGUAUAGUCAGUGGUGCAGCUGUUCUUGGGCUUAUUGUUGGUUUAUGUGCAUUGGUUGCUUACCGAAGACGUAAGGCUGGUGAUUUACAGCCUCCAAGUGAUGCAACAUCAGGAUGGCUUCCACUGUCUCUUUAUGGCAACUCACAUUCUGGUGGCUCGGGGAAGACGAAUACUACAGGAAUCUAUGCCUCGUCUCUUCCUUCAAACCUUUGUCGUCACUUCUCUUUUUCUGAGAACUUUGAUGAGUCUAGGGUGCUUGGUGUUGGAGGUUUCGGCAAGGUGUACAGAGGAGAGAUUGAUGGUGGAACUACAAAGGUAGCAAUCAAGAGAGGUAACCCGAUGUCUGAGCAAGGUGUACAUGAGUUUCAGACAGAGAUUGAGAUGCUUUCGAAGCUAAGACACCGUCACCUCGUGUCUUUGAUUGGAUACUGUGAAGAGAAUUGUGAGAUGAUCCUAGUGUAUGAUUACAUGGCUCAUGGGACAAUGAGAGAGCAUCUCUACAAGACUCAAAACUCUCCUCUUCCUUGGAAGCAACGUCUUGAGAUAUGCAUAGGAGCAGCCAGAGGGUUGCAUUAUCUACACACUGGUGCAAAGCACACGAUCAUCCACAGAGAUGUGAAGACGACAAACAUUCUGCUUGAUGAGAAAUGGGUGGCUAAGGUCUCUGACUUCGGUUUGUCAAAGACUGGUCCUACACUUGACCACACACACGUAAGCACUGUCGUGAAAGGAAGUUUCGGUUAUCUCGAUCCAGAGUACUUCAGAAGGCAACAACUGACUGAUAAAUCCGAUGUCUACUCCUUUGGUGUUGUUCUCUUUGAUGCCUUAUGCGCAAGGCCUGCCUUGAACCCGACACUGGCGAAAGAACAAGUGAGCUUAGCUGAGUGGGCACCAUACUGCUACAAGAAAGGCAUGCUUGAUCAGAUCGUUGAUCCGUAUCUCAAGGGCAAGAUCACACCGGAAUGCUUCAAGAAGUUUGCUGAAACCGCGAUGAAGUGUGUGUUAGACCAGGGCAUUGAGAGACCGUCCAUGGGAGAUGUUAUGUGGAACUUGGAGUUUGCGUUGCAGCUUCAGGAAAGCGCGGAAGAGAGUGGGAAGGGGAUAGGCAGUGAGAUGGACAUGGAUGAGAUUAAGUACGAUGGUGAUGGCUGUAAAGGGAAGAGCAACGACAAGGGCUCUGAUGUGUAUGAAGGGAACGUGACUGGCUCGAGGAGCAGUGGAAUAGACAUGAGUAUUGGUGGUCGGAGUUUGGCUAGUGAAGAUUCAGAUGGACUCACUCCAAGUGCUGUGUUUUCUCAGAUCAUGAAUCCUAAGGGACGUUAG